CCUUGCUCCCUAGUUUUCAAUGGUGAGAAAUGGGAAAAGAUACAAGUAUCUGGAUGAAGAGGUCCCUGAAAUUGGAUCUCCGCGGCGCAAAGCUUUGCAGAAUAUUUACAACAAAAAGCGAAGGCAGCGUGAGCGCGAUGAAGCUUGCUUGCGUGAUGCUCCAAUUUCCGGAAUCCUAGACUCUGACAUGGUCGCGACUUGGGACGCUUAUGGCCCUCCUGGCUCUGAGAUGGCCUUGGUUCCAGAAAAGGGGAAUGCCAUAGCAGUUGCUGAGCAAGGUUCUGUUGGUGCAGAUGGUGCUAUGUGCCUGUUGACGGGGAAGGAACAAGCUGACCCACAGAUUCAGAUGGCUGUAGCGGAGAGCCGAGCCGACCCAGAGAUUCAGAGGGCUGUAGCGGAGAACCAGAAGCGAUACGAGGAAACUGGAUACAAAGAGUUGGAGCGUCUUACGCAUGAGACCUAUGCCCAGGGACAAACCAUUGCCCGCUUGGAGAGCCAGCUUCGGACCGUGUGUUUACUGUUGAGGAAAGAACAAAAAUGUUCUAAAGAACAAAGACGUUCUUAGAGAUCCUGCAGCGGGGUGCUUUGUG
Cladocopium goreaui is the source of this 590-nucleotide messenger RNA. NCBI's taxonomy places the organism in Eukaryota, Dinophyceae, Suessiales, Symbiodiniaceae. The record is from the annotation of a GenBank genome assembly.